Sebastes umbrosus (honeycomb rockfish) is the source of this 1061-nucleotide messenger RNA. It is a transcript of the gene fkbp14, whose product is annotated as FKBP prolyl isomerase 14. The record is from RefSeq and is a predicted model, not a curated record. Gene Ontology annotation, molecular function: peptidyl-prolyl cis-trans isomerase activity; calcium ion binding. The transcript has 4 exons. Lineage: Eukaryota; Metazoa; Chordata; Actinopteri; Perciformes; Sebastidae. Bases 167 to 805 code for a protein of 212 amino acids.
GGAGGAGGUGCAGACAGCUGAACAAGAGGCUGCACUCAUGCAGGAGUUGGCUGCCACGUAGUUGGCAUUCCUGCCAUGUAUUUAUUUUAAGCACUGCAUUUUUUUUUAGGGAAAGGUUCAGUUGUUUUUUUUUGUAAAUUUUUCAAAUAAGUUAUAGCAAUCAACAAUGAUUAUUUUUUCUAUUUGUUCGAUAUUGCCCUCACUGUUUGUGUUGUUUGUCACUGGGGCGAAACUGCCUGAGCCAGAAGUUAAAAUUGAAGUUUUACAUAAACCCUUCAUGUGUUUACGAAAGUCAAAGUAUGGAGACAUGCUUCUUGUUCAUCACGAGGGAUACUUGGAGAGUAAUGGCACCCUGUUUUAUUCCAGCCGCAAAGAGGGGGAUCACAAUCCAGUCUGGUUCACUCUUGGAUUGCGAGAGGUGCUCAAGGGUUGGGAUAAGGGUCUGCAGAACAUGUGCACAGGAGAGCGCAGGAAGCUGACCGUCCCUCCAUCUCUGGCAUAUGGCAAGGAAGGAAAAGGCAAGAUCGCUCCGGGCAGUACCCUCAUUUUUGACAUUGAGCUCAUGGAGAUCCGAAAUGGUCCCAGGUCACAUGAUUCGUUCAAGGAGAUGGAUCUCAAUGAUGACUGGAAGCUCUGUAGAGAGGAGGUGAGAGAGUACCUGAAGAAAGAAUUUGAGAAGCACGGAUACUCCCAUAAUGACACAGAUCAUGAGUCGAUGGUAGAGGACAUCUUCAAAAAUGAGGAUGAAGACAAAGAUGGUUUUAUAUCUGUGAGGGAAUUCACCUACCAACACGAUGAACUCUAAAGGACUGAUGUCAUUUACUUUUAUCAACAAGUGUUUGUUUCAUGAAUCUCCUCCAAAGCAGUGACAUGAAUUUGCUAUUUUUUUUACACUGCAGUUGAACAGUAUUGUGUUACUUUUGGUUGAACAUUUUAUGGAAAAUGAGAUCCACAAUUCAUUUAUAUCUCCAUUCCGCACUGAUGAUGUCACCACAGAUGAAUUUACGCAACAGUAUUGGACAUCUUCAUUGAUUUCAUGAAAUAAAUGUUUUUGAAUUAAA